AAAAAAAAUCUGUAUGCAAGGUAAAAUAGUGGUCUACUCUUUAUUUUGGGGUUUUUCAUUAUCUACUUAAUUGAGUUCAAGUGUCCACUACUUGUUUCUUUCGACAAUAUUUUGCAUUUCAUUCAAUUUGGAGCAAUGCAACUACUAUUAUCUUGCAAUUCUUCUUCGCCCUUUAUGCAAUCUCAUCGAGUAAUCGGCGUCUCUGCAACUCCAAGACACUUGGGUCGGCGCGAGCUCUGCUUCGAUGGAGUUUCCUCUGUAUGUUCUUCUCAAUCUGAAACACACCCAGAUGACUCCAGCGCCGGUUCUUCUCAUUCCUCACUCAUUCAAAGGGCUGAUCGAGAUUAUAGCAAAGAUUUGCACGAAAUGAUUCAGAAAAACUCUCCUUCCACAACACGCCGGAUGUUGUUUGCCAGUGUAUUCAUGUAUUCUUGUUAUCAUCCUUCAAGGUACUUAUCAGCUCAUGCUUUAGGGGAUCCAUCUGUGACUGUUGAAGAAGUAACACCCACUGUUUAUCGUUCUGGGACGCUAUUCCCUUCCGAGGAAAGAAUUGUCCAACUUUUUGAGAAGAACACUUACUCUGUUGUCAACAUCUUUGACGUGACAUUGCGCCCCCAACUUAAUGUUACGGGUGUGGUUGAGGUCCCUGAAGGAAAUGGUUCUGGAGUAGUCUGGGAUCAGCAAGGGCACAUUGUAACAAAUUAUCAUGUAAUUGGUAAUUCCCUUUCAAGAAAUUCAAGCCGUGGGCAAGUUGUUGCAAGAGUAAAUAUUCUUGCUUCAGACGGGGUACCAAAGAAUUUUGAGGGUAAGUUGAUUGGUGCUGACCGGGCUAAGGAUCUUGCUGUCUUGAAGGUGGAAGCCUCUGAAGAACUCUUGAGGCCUAUUAAUGUGGGGCAGUCAUCUUCUUUAAGAGUUGGCCAACAGUGUUUAGCUAUUGGAAAUCCAUUUGGUUUUGACCAUACCCUCACUGUUGGGGUUAUUAGUGGACUGGAUAGAGACAUAUUUAGUCAAACGGGAGUCACAAUUGGUGGGGGAAUUCAGACAGAUGCAGCCAUCAAUCCUGGGAACAGUGGAGGUCCUCUGUUGGAUUCAAAAGGAAAUUUAAUUGGGAUUAACACAGCAAUUUUUACUCAGACAGGGACAUCAGCUGGUGUAGGGUUUGCCAUACCGUCCUCAACCGUGUUAAAGAUAGCACCUCAGUUGAUCCAAUUUGGAAAAGUUGUUCGAGCUGUUCUAAAUGUGGAUAUUGCUCCUGAUCUGGUUGCAAAUCAACUUAAUGUUCGAAAUGGAGCUCUGGUUUUGCAGGUUCCUAGGAAUAGUCUUGCAGCCAAGGCCGGGCUACUUCCCACUACAAGGGGCUUUGCUGGAAAUAUUGUACUUGGGGAUAUUAUUGUAGCAGUGAACAACAAACCUGUUCGAAGUAAAGCAGAGUUAUACAAUACAUUGGAUGAAUUCAGUGUAGGGGAUAAAGUCCUCUUUAAGAUUCAGAGGGGUAAUGAGAACUUGGAGCUGCCUAUAGCUUUAGAGGAAAAAGAUUCGUGAUAUACGGCCGCCUGGUACAUUUUUCCGCAGGUUGCUCUUUGCCAUGUUGAUUGUUGUAUAAUGGGGUGAUGUAGGACGUUAGCUCUUGUAUGCUCAAUUGUUUGUUGAACUUUGAUUCUAGAUUUUUUUUUUUUUAGCAAGAAUUAAUUUCUAUAUGUGCUCAAUCUUUUCAAUCAUCUAGCAAGACCUAUUUCUUA
This is a messenger RNA of Cornus florida, 1739 nucleotides long. RefSeq names its product protease Do-like 8, chloroplastic. Gene Ontology annotation, biological process: proteolysis. NCBI's taxonomy places the organism in Eukaryota, Viridiplantae, Streptophyta, Magnoliopsida, Cornales, Cornaceae. The coding region runs from base 136 to 1542 and encodes 468 amino acids. Gene Ontology annotation, molecular function: protein binding; serine-type endopeptidase activity. The record is from RefSeq and is a predicted model, not a curated record. The transcript is spliced from 13 exons.